AUGGGUGUUCUUGAGAAGGUGGUGAGUCCAAAUCGCAAGGAUUGGUCCAAUAGGUUGGAUGAUGCUCUAUGGGCCUAUCGAACGGCAUCUAAAACUCCUUUGGGAAUGUCUCCUUACUGCUUAGUGUUUGGAAAAGCAUGUCACUUGCCAGUGGAACUUGAACAUAGAGCUUAUUGGGCACUCCAACAACUCAAUCUAGACUUGCAACUGGCGGGGGAAAAGAGAAUGCUACAACUUGAUGAAUUGGAAGAAAUGCGCUUCCAUUCAUAUGAGAAUGCAAAGCUUUAUAAGGAAAACCCAAAGAGGGUGGUUGUGAGGAUUCAGUGGAAGGGAUGUUGUAGCUAUGCCGUUAGGCUCUUUAGUGAUGCUGCAGUAUUGGAGAUAGGAGAGAUUUGA
Messenger RNA from Humulus lupulus (European hop), 396 nucleotides. RefSeq lists its product as uncharacterized. The coding region runs from base 1 to 396 and encodes 131 amino acids. Gene Ontology annotation, molecular function: nucleic acid binding. The record is from RefSeq and is a predicted model, not a curated record. The transcript has 3 exons. Lineage: Eukaryota; Viridiplantae; Streptophyta; Magnoliopsida; Rosales; Cannabaceae.